AUGGUUAAAUCUAAAACAGGGUUAUUUGCCCUAGGGUUCUUCAUAGUCGCGUCAUUAUUUGUGAUAAUUUCUUUUAUUAGUCCUUAUUGGCUAGUAACAGACGGUAAACUUAAAAACCCAAAGUUUAUAAAAAUUGGACUAUGGGAAGUGUGUUUCAAUGGCUUUGAAGAGGUCCAUCAUUGGUAUGACACGGUAUUUACUGGUUGCUGGUGGAUAUUCGAAGAGGAAUACUACAUUAUUCACGAUGUGCUUCUACCUGGUUUCUUCAUAGCAACACAAUUCUUUUUUACCAUUACUAUGUGUUGUGUUAUUUUGUCAAUGUUUUUGUCUUACCUGUAUAUGAAGAAAGACAGAGAUGAUGACAAAUACCUUACGCUUCUGGUCACUCUGGGCACAGUUCUUGUUAUUGGAGGAUUCUCUGGAAUUAUCUCUGUGGUAACAUUUGGUGCCCGUGGUGAUGGACGUGACUGGAUGCCUAACUGGGAACACAAUGACCUGGGUUGGGCAUUUGCUCUUGGAGUUGUAGGCGUUGUUCUACUUUUGCCUGCAGGAAUACUGUUCUUGGUGGAAGCAAGAGUACAAAAGUAUAAGAGACUUCAUGAAAUGCAGAGCAGGGAACCAUCAUCUUAUACCAUGCAUGAGAGGAAGGUUGGGUAUGCUGGCGGACAUACUGACAUAUAG
Molecule: messenger RNA, 681 nt
Organism: Spodoptera littoralis (African cotton leafworm)
Lineage: Eukaryota; Metazoa; Arthropoda; Insecta; Lepidoptera; Noctuidae
Source: the annotation of a GenBank genome assembly